Scheffersomyces coipomensis is the source of this 2292-nucleotide messenger RNA. RefSeq lists its product as uncharacterized. Bases 1 to 2292 code for a protein of 763 amino acids. The transcript has a single exon. The record is from RefSeq and is a predicted model, not a curated record. NCBI's taxonomy places the organism in Eukaryota, Fungi, Ascomycota, Pichiomycetes, Serinales, Debaryomycetaceae.
AUGUCUUCAAAUACUAAUAAUAAUAGUAAUAAUAGUAAUACUAUUGGUAAUGGUAAUAAUAUUAUGUCACCAAAUACAAAUCAUUCGUUUCUGCAAUUUCAAUCUCAUACUCCUCCUCCACCAUAUAGUUUCUCAGAACAAUCGCCUCAAUUAAAUCAAUUUCCUCAAUUUUCAUCCCAUGCAAAUCAUCAAAAUCAAAAUCAACCUCGUCUGCAAUUACAAACUCCUCAAACUUCAAGUAGUCCUACCUUUCCAAAUAAUCUUCAUGCCACUAAUGAAGCGAUUUAUUUCUCUCCUGUAGUUCCUGUAACUCAACAAAUGGUGGCUACUCCGACUACCACCUCGGGAAUAAAUCAACUGUCAAGUCCUUUGAAUGGUAAUAUGAUAUCUCCUAUGACUCCAAGUUUAACUAAAAAGAAUUAUAAUGAAUUAUUAGGUAAUGUACCUGCAUCUGUAACUUGGAAUUUCUCCAAUAAUUCUCCUAUCAUUCAAUUUCCAAAUACUGGUAGUGUUACUACGAGUAAUAAUAAUAGGAUGAAUGUUCAACAAGGAUUUUCAAAGUCAAACAAUAAUACUGUAGGGUUAGGAUUAUCAAUGGAAGAUUCAAUUCAAGAACAACAACGACAAUUACAACAACUGUUACAAGAAUUACUGGAUCAUUAUGCUCAACAACAUAUUAGUGAUCAACAAUUGUUUUCAUUACAACAACAACAAAAACAAGUGUUAUUACAGCAACAACAACAACAACAACAACAACAACAACAACAACAACAACAACAACAACAACAACAACAACAACAACAACAACAUCAACAAAUGCAAUUCCAGCAACAGCAACAACAUCAACAAAUCUUACAACAACAUCAGCAACAUCAAAAUCAUCCGAAUCAUCCUCAGAUGUCCACCAUGCUUGUGGAAUCGCUGCCUGUUCAAGUCAAACAUGAAGAUAGUUUUAAUACCCCUAUCACAGUUAAAAAAUCAACCACACCACCUAAAUCCAUCAUGAAGAAGUCUAAAUCAAACGGAUCAUCAAGAAGAGGAUCAAUUGGAGAGAUUAAAAUUAAGAAAGAAAUCCAAUCUCCCAUGUCAUUAUCCAAUCCAUCGUUCACUCAUAUUGAUUCAAAUACUAGUAACACUAUCCCUGAACAACAUCAUAAUAAUGGGUUCCAUUCACCUUAUUCUCAUUAUGGUGGUAAUUCCACGGUGGAUGAAGAUUCUCCCAGCACUAUUCCAAUUUCAAGUCCUCAAUCUGCAAGUUCAAUACAUAGUAAUAAUAAUAAUAAUGGUCAUCCGCAAUUACUGCUGCAUGGAUUUGAUGCAAAUCAUCCUAUGCAUGGUAUAAUCCUUGAACAUGAGAGUAAUGGUGGAGAUGUUACUGUUGAUGAUAUACUUAGUGGGGAUCCAUUUGAAGAAUUAUCAUCGUCAAGUCCAGAUAAGGGUAAGAAGGAUGAUUUAGAAGAUGAUGGUGAAGAGGAUCGUAAAUCUACUGAUGCUUUGAUUUCUGAAUUUCUUGAUUUUGAUUGUGAUGAAAAAUCGGAAGAUUUAAUAAAUCAUCAAAGUCAUAGUAGUGUGGGUAAGGAGAAGAGUGAAGGACUUUCAUCAAGAUCUUCUUUAUCUACUACUGCAUCUGUAACAAAACUUUCGAGCAUAAAUGAAAAGAACUUAUCUUCAAGUUCAAUUAAAAGUGUAAAAAAGAAAGCAUCAAUUGCUAAGAUUAAUAAGAAUAAAGUAUUAAAGAAAUCUUAUUCAUUUAGUGGUAAUUCAUUCAAUAAUAUAACUGCCCCUGUUACUCCUACGUUUAAUAAUCAUACCAAUACACCAUCUCAAACUACCACCACUAUUACCAGUGCUAAUGCUAGUACAUUAUUGAAUUCUAAGAUGAGUAAAUCUCAAACUACAUUAGUAUUGGAUUCAUCCUUAACUCCAAAUAGUGGUAACAACAAUAGUAGUAAGAGACCCACCAUCAAACCUAAUCCAUCGAUAUCAUUCAGUGAAUGUUCACAACGUAUUCCUGUAUUUGCAUUGGGGAAUCAUUAUUCCUUUGUUUAUGAGAAUCCUGAUGGUUUAAAAUCGAAUGGUUCUAAUUUUAAUAAUUUACGUAAAACUAAAUCAACUCAAAAUUUUAAAAGUUUAAAUCAUAAUAGUCAAUAUCAAUAUGAUUAUUAUAAUAGUAGUGGUGAUGAUUCCAAAGAUCAAAAUCAACAACAAAGUCAACAACAGUCUCCUAGAGUUUUGAAAAGUAUGAAGGCUGGAUUAAUUGAAUUUCAAAUUGAUUUAAAUAACAGAAGAUAA